AUGACUCAUGAGAUCAUGAAAUGCAAGAGCUCAUCUGGGGGGAGCAGGUGGAGUGAGGAGACCAAGAGCACUGUCCCUGAAGCGGAAGACCUGGGCAGAGGAGGACAAGGACCAGCUGAUGCAGCCAGCAGUCCUAGAAAAGGCCAGGAAGAAACUGGCCCCUCCCGGACUCGGCAGAGACUGAUGGAGAGGCAGAGGCGGAAGGCGGACAUCGAGAAGGGGCUGCAGUUCAUUCAGUCGACCCUACCCUUAAAGCAAGAAGAAUAUGAGGCCUUUCUGCUCAAGCUGGUGCAGAACCUGUUCGCUGAGGGCAAUGACCUGUUCCGGGAGAAGGACUACAAGCAGGCGCUGGUGCAGUACAUGGAGGGGCUGAACGUGGCCGACUACGCUGCCUCCGACCAGGUGGCCCUGCCCCGGGAACUGCUGUGUAAGCUCCACGUCAACCGGGCAGCCUGCUACUUCACCAUGGGCCUGUACGAGAAGGCGCUGGAGGACAGCGAGAAGGCGCUGGGCUUGGACAGCGAGAACAUCCGGGCGCUGUUCCGCAAGGCACGGGCCCUGACCGAGCUGGGGCGCCACAAGGAGGCCUACGCGUGCAGCAGCCGCUGCUCCCUGGCCCUGCCCCACGAUGAAAGUGUAACUCAGCUUGGUCAGGAGCUGGCUCAGAAGCUUGGGCUUCGAGUUCGGAAGGCAUAUAAGAGGCCCCAGGAAUUGGAAACCUUUUCUCUGCUCAGUAAUGGCACUGCGGCUGGUGUGGCAGAUCAGGGAACUUCCAAUGGAUUGGGGUCCAUAGAUGACAUCGAAACAGACUGCCACGUGGACCUGCGAGGCUCCCCGGCCCCCCUCCCCUCCACCCCCACGAUGCCCCUCUUCCCUCGCGUCCUGGGCCUGCUGGCCCCGCUGGACAGCAGCAGCAGGGCCCUGCCCGGCACCGAGGGCCUGGACGACUUCUCCGACGGGGACGUCUUUGGCCCGGAGCUGGACACGCUCCUGGACUCUCUGUCCCUGGUGCAGGGUGGCCUGCCUGGCGGCGGUGUGCCCAGCGAGCUGCCCCAGCUGAUCCCCGUGUUCCCCGGUGGGACCCCGCUGCUGCCCCCCGUGGUGGGGGGCUCCAUCCCUGUGUCCAGCCCGCUGCCCCCUGCCUCCUUCGGCCUCGUCGUGGACCCCUCCAAGAAGCUGGCAGCCUCCAUGCUGGAUGCCCUGGAGCCCCCAGGCUCGGGGCUGGACUCCCUGGACCUGCUGCCAUAUUCGGAGACCCGAUUGGACGCCCUUGACAGCUUCGGGUCGUCCCGUGGUUCCCUGGACAAGCCCAGCUCCUUCCUGGAGGACGGCAACUCACAGGACCAUCGUCCCUCGAGCGGUACUCAGAAGCCAGCCCCCUCGCCAGAGCCUUCCAUGCCCAACACCGCCUUGCUCAUCAAGAACCCUUUGGCUGCCACCCACGAGUUUAAGCAGGCCUGUCAGCUCUGCUACCCCAAAACAGGCCCCAGAGCGGGCGACUACACCUACCGCGAGGGCCUUGAGCACAAGUGCAAGAGGGACAUGCUGCUCGGCCGGCUCCGGAGCGCCGAGGACCAGACAUGGAGGCGCAUCCGGCCCCGGCCCACCAAGACCAGCUUCGUGGGCUCCUAUUACCUGUGCAAAGACAUGAUUAACAAGCAGGACUGUAAGUACGGGGAUAACUGCACCUUCGCCUACCAUCAGGAGGAGAUCGACGUGUGGACGGAGGAGCGGAAGGGCACCCUUAACCGCGACCUGCUCUUCGACCCGCUGGGGGGCGUCAAGCGCGGCAGCCUCACCAUCGCCAAGCUCCUCAAGGAGCACCAGGGCAUCUUCACUUUCCUCUGUGAGAUCUGCUUUGACAGUAAACCCCGGAUCAUCAGCAAAGGCACCAAGGACUCUCCGUCUGUCUGCUCCAACCUGGCUGCCAAGCACAGCUUCUACAACAACAAGUGCCUGGUGCACAUCGUCCGCUCCACCUCCCUCAAGUACUCCAAGGUUCGCCAGUUCCAGGAGCACUUCCAGUUCGACGUGUGCCGCCACGAGGUGCGAUACGGCUGCCUGCGCGAGGACAGCUGCCACUUCGCCCACAGCUUCAUCGAGCUCAAGGUCUGGCUCCUGCAGCAGUACUCAGGCAUGACCCACGAAGACAUCGUCCAGGAAUCCAAGAAAUACUGGCAGCAGAUGGAGGCUCACACAGGGAAGGCCAGCAGCAGCUUGGGUGCCCCGCGGACCCAUGGGCCUAGCACCUUUGACCUGCAGAUGAAGUUUGUGUGUGGCCAGUGCUGGAGGAACGGGCAGGUGGUGGAGCCCGACAAGGACCUCAAGUACUGCAGCGCCAAGGCGCGGCACUGCUGGACCAAGGAGCGGCGGGUCCUCCUGGUGAUGUCCAAGGCCAAGAGGAAGUGGGUGUCGGUGCGGCCGCUGCCGUCCAUUCGCAACUUCCCACAGCAAUACGAUCUCUGCAUCCACGCACAGAAUGGCCGCAAGUGCCAGUACGUGGGAAACUGCUCCUUUGCACACAGCCCAGAGGAGAGGGACAUGUGGACAUUCAUGAAGGAGAACAAGAUCCUGGACAUGCAGCAGACCUAUGACAUGUGGCUGAAGAAACACAACCCUGGGAAGCCAGGGGAAGGGACACCCGUUGGUUCACGGGAAGGGGAAAAGCAGAUCCAGAUGCCCACGGACUACGCCGACAUCAUGAUGGGGUACCACUGCUGGCUCUGUGGCAAGAACAGCAACAGCAAGAAGCAGUGGCAGCAGCACAUCCAGUCCGAGAAGCAUAAGGAAAAGGUGUUCACGUCCGACAGUGACGCCAGCGGCUGGGCCUACCGCUUCCCCAUGGGCGAGUUCCGGCUCUGUGACAGGCUCCAGAAGGGCAAGGCCUGCCCAGACGGGGACAAGUGCCGCUGCGCUCACGGGCAGGAGGAGCUCAACGAGUGGCUGGACCGGCGUGAGGUGCUGAAGCAGAAGCUGGCCAAGGCCCGCAAGGACAUGCUCCUGUGCCCGCGGGACGACGACUUCGGCAAAUACAACUUCCUGCUGCAGGAGGACGGGAACACCCCUGGUGCCGCCCCGGAGGCCCCCGCCACUGCCGCCAGCACCGGGGACUAG
Rangifer tarandus platyrhynchus (Svalbard reindeer) is the source of this 3114-nucleotide messenger RNA. Lineage: Eukaryota; Metazoa; Chordata; Mammalia; Artiodactyla; Cervidae. The record is from the annotation of a GenBank genome assembly.